AUGGCCAUUGUACCCUUCUCUCUGUUGUCCUCCACCGUCGCCUCGCUUCCCCACCUCGCAGCCGCCGCGUGUCUCCUCGCCGAGCCCACCCCCGAUUCCAGUUCCACCGUGGACGCUUUCGUCUCCCGACCCCGGCUUCGCCUGGGGUCCGCGGCCUCCCGUGCCACCGCGCUGAGGAAGGAGCUGGCAUGCUCGUUGGCGGCGCUGCCGGCGCCCUCCACGGCCGCGGCCGUCUUUGCAGUAGCCGCGGCGAGGACCUCCUCCUGGCCGUGGCUGCGCUGGCCACCUUCGCAUCCUCCGAUCCUCGGACGUCACACGACUGUCCCUGACGCAGGAGGCCGGUGCCAUGGUGCCCCAUCUGUGCCGCACGCUCGAGUCCGGCAGCGCGGCCGCGGAGCACGCGUGCAUGGCGCUGCUCCCGCUGAGGGUGACAUCUCGGGACGCGUCCGCGGACGUGGCCGCCCCGGCAGCCGGGGUGCUCCGGAACCUCGCACCGGGUGGGGCGUGGGUCGACGUGGUUACGGCCCGGAGCAGCAGCAGCACAAGGACGACGCCGCCGAGCCGAGCGGAGGUCUGCGCGACGGCGGCGUUGAGCCCCCUGGCGAGGCCGUGCACGACACCGUAGCUGCGGUUGCCAAGCCCGAUACAGCCGAAGAGGAGCAGGCCGUGCACGACGCUCGUGCGCCGACCUCCUCCUGCUGCGGUGGCCCGCCGCCCCAACCCUCCCCUUCGCAAGCGCGGGAGACGGAGAAGGUGACGGUGCGCUCUGCUUCGGCGCCUCGUCGGCGGACUCUAGCUUUGGCACCGGCUCGUCGGCGGACUCCGGCUUCGGCACCAACUGCUGCAGGCGCGUGGGACGUGGACCGCCAGUGCGUGCGGAAUGGGGACUGCGAGCGCGCUGUCCGGCACAUGGAGCGGCUCCGGACGCGGCCGCACUCGUCCGUCGUCUCCUUCGCCUGCUCGAAGAAGAUAGGAUGA
Messenger RNA from Miscanthus lutarioriparius, 978 nucleotides. The record is from the annotation of a GenBank genome assembly. NCBI's taxonomy places the organism in Eukaryota, Viridiplantae, Streptophyta, Magnoliopsida, Poales, Poaceae.